This is a messenger RNA of Bombina bombina (fire-bellied toad), 881 nucleotides long. It is a transcript of the gene SMIM12, whose product is annotated as small integral membrane protein 12. NCBI's taxonomy places the organism in Eukaryota, Metazoa, Chordata, Amphibia, Anura, Bombinatoridae. The record is from RefSeq and is a predicted model, not a curated record. The transcript is spliced from 2 exons. The coding region runs from base 172 to 447 and encodes 91 amino acids.
CACAGGUCCAUUAGCAUGAUAGGUACUAGAUGCUCCCUAGCAUGGGUUGGUGAGUUUGAUGUGUGUCUGGCCAAUGUCAUUGGGUGAGGUAAUGGCACAGCUAAAGCUGGUGUAUGGCUAAGGAUAACCUGAGACGUGCAUUCAUUUGAAGGUUUGCUUACUUCAGACAUCAUGUGGCCAAUGCUCUUUGCAGCGGCAAGGACCUAUGCUCCUUACAUAACAUUUCCAGUGGCAUUAGUAGUGGGAGCAGUGGGAUACCAGGUGGAAAAAGCAAUUCGUGGAACUCCGCCUCUGGCUGUGGAAGAAAAGAGCAUUCUUGAGCAAAGAGAGGAGAGAACCCUGCAAGAGGCAUCAGGGAAGGACCUUACCCAAGUUGUUAGUCUAAAAGAAAAGAUUGAAUUUACUCCUAAAGCUGUCCUCAACCGAAACCGAAAGGAGAAGAGUUGAGAGAUUAACUGUCUGUUUCCCUGGUCCCUGUAGAAAUCUAUUAAUGCUAAGUAUGGGGGAACAUAUGCCACAAUGCCUCUCAGCAUCAUCAUUUUCCUGUGUUGUAAAUUCACAUCUCAGAACAGACCUGAUCAAAUGUGCUCAGACUAGUUCUUCAAGUCCUGAGGAACUGUCUCAAGAAUGAUAGAUUAACACAUUAUAUUACUGGAAAGGGAAACAUGCUUUUCUGAGUUGCACAAGUACAAAUGUUUCUCUGUUUGCACAUAUUGAAUCCAUAUUAAAAUGUGAGAGAGAUUCCUUUUCCAAAGUUUUCCCUAAUUUCUUAUCCAUGACCCAGCAACAAGUUACCAUUCUAUGUUUCUUGGAUGGCCAGUCAUUUUUAAUUUCUAGUAAUUUGUUCAUGGUCUUGUAAUUAAAUGUUAAUAUGAAUGAUA